GUACAUCAUUUUGGUAUCAAAACUUGUUGUCACGCAUCUCUCAAGGACCAAAACACACUUCCCUCACUCUUCUCCUCUCACUUUCGGCCCUCAACCCCCUCCACACCCUACUCCUUUUCGUGCCUCUUUCAAAUAUGUCAAACCGAUCCCGAAGCAUGUCUCAUGAAGAACUUGUGGCCUCCAAUGCCGCCUUGCAAACUCAAGUGGAAUACUUGGCCAAAGAAGUGGCUAGGCUUACCAAGCAAAAGAUGUCCAUGUAUCAAAAUAGUGAAGAUGAAGAGGAAGCUAGCUCUAGUGCUACCAUGCGAGCUAAGGCUCAAGAUAAGUCCCAUUCUGACUUCAAAGUUGAUAUUCCAAUCAUUGAAGGGAAGAAUGAACCGGAUGAGUUUCUUGAGUGGUUAGAGACGGUGGAGCGAGUCUUUGAUUUCAAAGAAGUCUCCGACGACAAGAAGGUCAAGAUUGUGGCCUUAAAAUUCCGCAAGUACGCCUCCACCUGGUGGACGAACACCUGCACCAAACGGACUCGAAGUGAGAAGCUGUUGUACCCGAGACCCGGGGUCUUAUCGAGUAGCUAAUUUGUGGCGUAUUUGCGGAGGGAAAUGGAAUUGAAGGGGUGUAAUAUGGAGUGUGGGAAAGAGUUCUUUUUGAUGUUUUUAAUGAGAGAAAAGAAUAAGUUUAGGAAAAAGAAAUGGUGAGGAAUGAAAUGGGCAGAAAAGUGAAGGGAUAAACCAAGUUGGUGUUAAGAGAUAUGACACACUCUUAUCUUAACUUGGGGCUUUUAUCUUCUUUUACACAUUAAUAAUCACUACUAAUGUAU
Cuscuta campestris is the source of this 817-nucleotide messenger RNA. The record is from the annotation of a GenBank genome assembly. NCBI's taxonomy places the organism in Eukaryota, Viridiplantae, Streptophyta, Magnoliopsida, Solanales, Convolvulaceae.